This is a messenger RNA of Dioscorea cayenensis subsp. rotundata (Guinea yam), 5304 nucleotides long. RefSeq names its product protein SHORTAGE IN CHIASMATA 1 homolog. Bases 31 to 4845 code for a protein of 1604 amino acids. The transcript has 9 exons. Gene Ontology annotation, biological process: reciprocal meiotic recombination; resolution of meiotic recombination intermediates. Lineage: Eukaryota; Viridiplantae; Streptophyta; Magnoliopsida; Dioscoreales; Dioscoreaceae. The record is from RefSeq and is a predicted model, not a curated record.
UUCUCCAUCGCUUCUUCUUCUCUUCCGAUCAUGCGAUCUCGAUUCCUCAGCACCGACUUCUUCUCCUCCGACGACCAAACCCUAGCUCACUUCCACCCUCUCUCCCUCUCGCCUCCCUCUCUUGCUUCUCUGGAUCAUUGCGUUGGCCCCGUUUCAUCAUUUGUCGAUCUCGAUCCCAAUCAUGGUCUCUGCUUCGAUGUCGAUCGGUUUCCGAUCGAGGAUGCACUCUGUGAGUUCCUCUUGGAUGUUUUCCCAGGGUUUCUCGUCUCUGGGGAGGAGGAUCGGUGUGGUUUCUCAGUGGAUCAUGAGAUCGAGCUCUCUGAGAAAUUGGAGGUAUGGCUUUGUGAGAAAGGAGAAGCGGGGAUGAGCUUGAUUUCUCGAUCGGAUGCUUUGGGAAUCGGAUUAGAGAAGAGGUUCCAGUUUGAAGUACUGGAGGUGGACUUACCCUUGAGGGAUUGUGAAAGCUCUCGUGUAGGAAAUGAAGCAGGACUACGUUUCUGGAUUCCUGACAUUGAAAUUCCUCUAGUGAUGGUCAAUGCCGGAGUAAUCCAAGCGGCAAUAAGAAUCACAUACCCUCAUGGGGUUGCAAAGUCAAUUUUUUCAGUGGAAGAAAUGCCGGUUACAUCCAAUGCUGAUGAGGAUCCUAAUGCUCUCAAAGAUGGCAGUUCUUUACUAUAUGGUAUGGUGAAACAUCCUAUCAAAUUACCAUGCUUUGAAGUCAAUGAGUUUGAUUUGGAGCUAAAAGCAAGCUUAUCUAUGGAAGAAACUCUCAGUAUUAUGCUUCCCAAAUUUGAACACUGGCAAGGGACCCAUGGGGAUGAGUUGGUGCUUAAUGCAAAGGAAUUUUUGGGUUCCACUAAUAUGGACACUUUGGGACAUCUUUCAGGGUACACUCCUCUUGAACAAUGUGUUGAAGAGGAACCUAUAAUAUUUGAUCCUAUUUUAGAUAUGGAUCUGUUAAACUUCUUUGGCAACAUUCUCCUUGAGAAAGGUCCUGCUAUCUUCCCAAUCACAUCAGAUGGAGAUCAUUAUUCUAAUUUGCCUUGCUCAGUGCAUUUCCAGGAAGUUCAGAUCCUUGAUUCUUCCCAUACAUUGCAAAUCUUUGGCAGCUUGCCAACAGCUAAAGUCUUUGAAAUGUCUGAGCCCAUGUUCAAAGAUGACAUGGAACCUCUGCAGAGUGUAUAUGAAUCCAUUGUCAGCUCUGAACUUGCUCUGGUGGAUGAUACAUUUAGGUCAUUACCUGAACCUAUUCUGUGUGAUUUGAAAUUAAUGAAGUCAUUGAUUGUGAUUAUUGGAGAUCUUUUAUGUGCCCUGAAGCCACAUUCAUUUACUUUUGGUGAUGGGAUCUACUUAGAUUGGCAUCCUUUGCUAGAAGGCACUUGCAACCAGGAAAUUUGCUUAACUCAUAUGAACGCACUAGAGGAGGUUCUUAGUCUUGGAGAAGUUUCUGAGUUCCAACCUUCUGAUGGGCUGGCAAUACCUAUUGACUUUGAUCUGUUGGAUGACUCACCAGAAAACUUAAUUAAGUUUCAGAGAGAGAAAAUACACAAUGAACAUCAGCACAUUGCCUGUGAGUUGACUGAUGCUAAACCUGCUAGCACUCAGAAACUGAAAGAUCAGUUUAACAGGAACAAGACCAAAGACCAGAUUUCAAAACCAAAUAGAGAUAAAGUUUCUCUCUUAUUUGAAAAUAUGCCACAACACAGUGAUCUCAACUAUUUCUUGGAUGUUCGAAGAGGCACUGCAAUUAGUGAGGAUAAAAUCAUGAAAAGAGAGCCGAGUAGCAAGGACUCACCACCCGUAGUUAUCUUUGAAAACCCAUCUGCAACAAAUACUUCAUCUAAGACAAAUCUUCAACAGUGGGUAACUGAGGUUCAUCAGAUUAGCCUAUCAGACCAUAUUUUGGGCCUUCUAGAUUAUAUCAGGCAAAUCUAUCUAACUGUUUUCGAGGAGAACACAGCUAUAAGGAAUAAAAUCUCCCUUCUAAUUGGGAGUGAUUUUGAACAUUUGAGCCUUUCUCAGAAGAAGCUAGUGGAGCUUAUUAGGAACACAACUGCGAGUGAGUCUAGUUCAGACCAUAAAGAUGAAACUAUCACAACAUGCGUUGUACUUUAUGCAAUCAAACAUUUGGCCUAUCUUCUGUGCUUCUUUGGUGUACAUCCUGCUCAUCUAUAUCUGAACCAUUUAAUGAAAAAUAUUGGUAGUCCAAAUGCAGCUUUAAGAUCUGUAAAGAGUGUUAUUGACAACGCAUGGUGGAAAGUCGAGAAAGAACUAACUGAAUCUCAUCCAUCAUUGUCUUUCAUUGAAGGAAUUGUGAGGUCAAAUACAUUGCAGAAUGGUAAUAAGAUAUUGAUUGUAGCUGAUAGAUUGUUUUGGUUCUCACUCAAUCGAAAGCUGGCAUCCACGAAGAUAAAAUGUCAUGAAAUCAAAGAAGGGCAAAUACUGAUGAGUCAACUGGAUUACUUAAAUGAUGGUGAAUUUACUCUAGCAGCCUUGGAAGCAUUGCAGCAUUCGCAUUGUUUGCUAAUUUCUCAUGAGAAUAUUUCGACAUCAUUCCCUUUCAACAAGUUCAGCAUCAUAUUGGAGUAUGGUGGCCCAUCCACUUCAUCUAAAAUAUCCUCCAUGUCUCCCACCAUGGAUGAGUUACCUCAACUGCACUUCCUUGAAGUUAAAGUUGAUAAUCAAGUGUUUCCUAUGGAAUUUUAUGAAGGGUAUGAUGUAACUCUUCAUCUCAAAUCCAAGAUGGAAGGUGUCUCACAUACCAUGCCCAGCACACAGGGUAGUUCAAACAAUCAGCAUAUUUUAGAAAUGCUAAAUUUUGUGCCUAUUGAGGAGAAGAAUGGAUGCAGAUCUUCUGAUUCUGCAAAUCAAGUAGUUCCUUCUCAUGAAAAUGGCUUGACUAAGAGCAUGAAUACUGCAAAACCUAAGACUUCAAACUCAAGUACGCCUGUCCCUGAUGUAGUCAUUAUUGUGAAUACUCAGAGUUUUAAUAAGAAAAUGCUCAUCUCUCGAAGAAGUUCAUAUCAGAAAAUCCUGGUGAUGGAAAAAGUAGGUGCUCAAGUCAUUGAGCGAGACAUUAAUCUUCCCUUGGAUCUUAUCUUCAGUGCUGCAGUUUGUGUGGUAUGGUAUGAGGCCAGGAAUUUUGCAGACAACCAAGAAACUGCUGAAGGACUAUCAUCUAUACCAAAUUUCAUGGAAAAUAUCGCAACAAGCAUACUGAUGUCACUCAGUUUUGCUUUCAGUGGCUGCAUUAUGAUCUUUGAGGGAGAAAUUAGCUUUCUUGCUGCUAUAAUGGACUCAUCAGAUGCACUUUAUGCAGCAGCUGCUAGUCUGGACAUGAAUUUACAGCUAUUUUGCUCAUAUACAUCAGAAACCACCGAUGAAAUAAUUCUGAGCUCCAUUAGGAAUGCCACAAAGCUAAAUAGAAGCAUUUAUCCUGCAAUGCCUGAAUCUGAAACAAUAGGAGAAUCAUUUUUUACCAAGUUUCCUUCUAUAAAUCCACUCUCAGCUCAUGCAAUACUUUCCUCGGGUGGAAUGCUUGUUGAAUUUUUGGAAUGGUCACAUGAACGCAGAAUUCGGGCUAUUGGCAAGUAUCAUAUCCCUGAACAUUGUAUGUCCUUGUUCAGUUCUGUAUGCAGAUAUGGGGAGUUGGGGGAAUCUAAGUCUGUGAUGACUGAAUGUUCCUCCAUUGAUUCAGAUAGCAGCAGUGGAAAAUUUCAGUCAGACAGAAAAAGGCAUAAAAUGGCAAUUGAUUCCCGUACUUGCAGUAUGUCAUUUGACAAGUGCAUUGAAACAUUAAAUCAAUUGACUGAUGACAGUGCAGAAAAGGCUCAAACAUCCCAUCCGUAUCAGCCUAGGUAUUUCUGCAUGAGUAGAGUUCAAGGUAACAAUUGCAGAGUUCAACCGCCCAUGUUUGGUAGCCUUGUACAUGACAUUGAAGGACAUGACUACAUUAAUGAAAAUUCAGUUGCUGAAGUAAUUGACCAAAAUUCCUCAUUUUUCGGUGAGCAAUUCUCCAAAAAUCCUGAAAUUGGCACCUUCUUGAGCAAACAACAAGCAAGAAAUGAAGCAGCUGCUGAAAGCUCUCAGCCUCACAGAUCAAUGUUUGGUGCCACUGUUCAUCCGACAUUUCCUACUGCUGCGGAGAUAAAUAAAUGGGAUAUCUUAAAGGUUCAGAAUCAAGACUUGAAAGACAAAGUCUGUGAUAGGUCGUCCUUGGGCUUCAAGAAAGAUUUCACUGUAGAAGACCAAGGACAUUAUCAGAAUGACAAUCUAUUGCCAAGACAUGUCUUCAGAUCAUCUGUAAAUGUAAAUAUUAAACCACCUUACAGCGGGAGUUCAUGCCUAAAUACUAUCCAUUCACAGAGAGCAGAUAAAGGAUCAAAUUGGACUCUGGAGCUCCUGAAUAGAGUCAAAGAGAAGAGAAGAAUGCAUCAGCAAAGCCUUCAGUGCAACAAAAGUCCCAAUCUCAUUUCAGUUUUGAACAAUAAAGAGAAGCACCCCAUAAGUCGAAGUCCAUCCAUUAUUGAUAGCUACAAAAGUAAAGCCUCUAUAAAACGAAGUCCAUCUAUUAUUGACAGCUACAGGUUCCAAGGAAGCAACAAGGCAAAGAAUGUAGCCAAGCAGAAGUGUAACAAAGGAACUAAAACACACCUGUUUAAUUCUGAAGAAAAGAAUGAUGCUCUUCUCAUUACUCCCACAUGGACACCCGUAGACAAAAGAGCAAGACAGAAUCUUUCAUUCACAAGGAAUGGGAAUGAAAAGCAAAGCAAACUGGUCUGGAGAAGCAGAAACAGCCCUAACAUAGGUUAUAAUGUGAGAAAAAGAUAUCGAGAUGAAGGUUAGGGGUGCAUGUUUGCUAUAGAUGCAGUUAUUUCAAGUUUUGCUAUAGGUCUAUGUUUAGAGCCCUUCAUUGCUUUCUCUUAUUGCAUAGAUAUAUGAUUGGGCUGUGACAUUAUGCCUAAGGCUUCCUUUGAUCUGCUUUGGCACGCCAAUCUUUUAUUAACAAAAGGAAGCAAGUUUCACAGAGUUAUCCUCUCUUUUUUAUAUGGACUUUUGUUUCUAUCACAAAUGUCAUCAGAAAGCAUGCCCAUCAAGCAUUAUAUACUCUUAAAAACAACCGGUUCUGAAUGAUGGUGAAAAUACAAUGAAAUAUACUUUUAUUUGAAACCUUAUAACAUGUGUAAGGAUCUGUGUGGGCCAUUUUAGGUAUUACAAUCAAAAGUUCUACACACAAAAAAGCAAAUGGCAUCACUUCUGGUAAAAGAAUAUUUAUAUAUAUAUAGUAAUAUGCUUCUUCUUUUU